This is a messenger RNA of Phalaenopsis equestris, 1675 nucleotides long. Its product is annotated as magnesium transporter MRS2-5. Bases 299 to 1513 code for a protein of 404 amino acids. Gene Ontology annotation, molecular function: magnesium ion transmembrane transporter activity. The transcript has 7 exons. Lineage: Eukaryota; Viridiplantae; Streptophyta; Magnoliopsida; Asparagales; Orchidaceae. Gene Ontology annotation, biological process: magnesium ion transport. The record is from RefSeq and is a predicted model, not a curated record.
UUUUGUUUUUUGACGCAUCAAGCCCUUCCUCAGUUUUUAUUGGUUGCUUUUGCAUCUGCGUUGUCCGGAUGGUUCAGUUCCGGGUUAACUGAAAAAUCUCUUUUUUUUCUCUAUUUUUACGUGAAAGAACGGAAAGACGGUUUUUGAUUUGUGUGCGCGGAAUCAAAGUUCUUCUUGAUGAUUCUCCGCUCGACAUUUUCUUUCCCAUAGAAAAUACCAUUAGCGCUACCAGAAAGUUUAGAUUGUUUAAACAGCGCUUUUAGCAUUAGAUGAUAGGAAUCAGACGAGAAAUAAUCCAAUGACGAAGUAUUACUCAGCGCUCAGAGAAUCAUGCAUUUCAAACCCGGCUUCUCAUGAGGAAAACCCCAAACCGGAUGGAUCGGGAAAUAAUUUUCUUCAGGGAUUUGUGGCCUCAUCUAUGAAGAUAAGGAGUUUCAACAGCAGAUCAUGGACACAGAUACACCGCAGUGGAAAAUCUCAAACUUUGGCAUUUGAUAAAUUCACCCUGAUGAAACGUUGCCAGAUACCUGCUCGAGAUCUAAGGCUCUUAGAUCCCUUGUUUGUCUACCCGUCGACGAUUCUCGGCCGAGAGAAAGCCAUUGUUGUCAGCUUGGAGCAAAUUAGAUGCAUAAUCAUGGCUGAUGAGGUUCUGCUUAUGAAUGGUUUGGAUAACAGCGUGCUCUACUAUGAAUCAGAACUGCGACAAAGACUUCAGGCCACCAAAGAUCAAAAUAAUGAGCAAAAUAACCUGCCUUUUGAAUUCGUGGCUUUGGAACUUGCUCUUGAGUUGGCUUCUGCAUCGCUUGAAUCACAGGUCGCUGAACUUGAAUUUGAGAUGUAUCCUGUACUUGAUGAGCUAGCAGUCACAAUUAGCACAAUAAAUCUUGAGCGUGUUCGAAGGCUCAAAAGUCAUCUUCUUGCCUUAACCCACAAAGUUCAGAAGGUUCGUGAUGAAAUUGAAAAUCUCAUGGAUGAUGAUGAUGACAUGGCUGAGAUGUAUCUAACUCUGAAGGAGGAGAGAAUGGAAGCAUUUCAGUCCAUUGGAAAUCCUCAUUCUGGCAACAUCUCAAAGUCUGCUCCAGUCUCACCAACAUGCUCCAGUAGUAUAAUGAGCACAAUAAGGAAUGAGAGCUCCAGGAGUUCACUGAACGAUGGUAGCAAUGUUGAAGAAUUGGAGAUGCUUUUGGAAGCAUAUUUUGUUGUCACAGAUAAUACACUAGCCAAAUUAUUAUCACUGAAAGAAUAUAUUGAUGAUACUGAGGAUUUUAUCAACAUCAAACUGGACAAUAUUCGAAAUCAGCUGAUUCAAAUUGAGUUACUGCUCACUGCAGCCACCUUUGUUGUUACUAUUUUUGCAGUUGUUACAGGUGUAUUUGGGAUGAAUUUUCAGAGUUCAGUGUUUGAUACUCCCUCUAACUUCAACUGGAUCCUUAUAUUGUCCAGUGUUUUCUGUGGGUUCUUAUACUUAUCGUUCCUGCUGUAUGUUAAGCACAAGAGGCUGUUACCGUCAUGAAUUUUUUUUGUAUUAUUUAGAAUAUGGUGCUUUUGUUUUUAUUUUUAUUUAUUUUUUAUUUUUUUAUUUUUUAUUUGGAUUCGUUGUUGUUCUGUCCAUGUAUGAUUCAUAGUUGUCUGUAAAAUAUUAUUUAUGUUGAAAAAAUGUAUUCGUUUUUCUCAA